Messenger RNA from Lampris incognitus (smalleye Pacific opah), 1026 nucleotides. RefSeq names its product RAB34, member RAS oncogene family b (gene rab34b). Bases 81 to 848 code for a protein of 255 amino acids. NCBI's taxonomy places the organism in Eukaryota, Metazoa, Chordata, Actinopteri, Lampriformes, Lampridae. Gene Ontology annotation, molecular function: GTPase activity; GTP binding. Gene Ontology annotation, biological process: endocytosis; phagosome-lysosome fusion. The record is from RefSeq and is a predicted model, not a curated record. The transcript has 10 exons.
AUUUGGAGGUGUGGCAGUUUGCAGGUGUAUAGUAGUGUACCCGUUCCUGUGCAACCUGAAACCCCGUUAAAGCCAGAAAUAUGCUGCCACCUGUGAAAAAAGAUCGAGUCAUUACUGAGCUCCCAAAGUGUUUCAGCCCGUACGCCGCACUACACACGAAUGAUGGCUUCCAUCCGGAGGUGAAGGCGGUCUGCCAAGCGCACAAAACUGGCACAGUGGACCUCAACAUUGCCAAGGUGAUCGUGGUGGGUGAUGUUGCAGUUGGGAAGACAUGUCUGAUCAGUAGGUUCUGCAAAGAUGCAUUUGAGAAAAACUACAAGGCAACCAUUGGGGUGGAUUUUGAGAUGGAGCGCUUUGAGGUCCUUGGAGUCCCGUUCAGUUUACAGCUGUGGGACACGGCAGGCCAGGAGCGGUUCAAAUGCAUCGCCUCUACAUAUUACAGAGGAGCACAAGCCAUCAUCGUGGUGUUUGACCUGAGCAGCGCUGAGUCCCUCACACAUGCCAGGCAGUGGCUGGAGGAUGCCAUGAAAGAGAAUGACCCGUCCAGUGUGUUACUGUUCCUUGUUGGAACCAAGAGGGACCUCAGUUCUCCUGACCAGCUGGCGCACACAGAGUGGGAAGCCAUCAGACUGUCUGAGGAGAUCAGGGCCGAAUACUGGGCUGUUUCUGCCAAGUCAGGUCACGGUAUCAGGGACUUCUUUUUCCGUGUGGCCUCUCUCACCUUUGAGGCUAACAUUCUGGCGGAGCUCGAGAAAACCGGCUCGAAGCAAGUCAGUGACAUCAUCAGGCUCACUGAGAGCAUAGAGGAGAAGCAGAAACCGGCGAAGAAGAAAAACAACUGUUGUUGACGGGAGGGGACGGGCUGGGUGGAUGUGGGGUUGUCUCGUCGAGCACAGUGAACUGACAGCUUGGCCAGAACACACCGAGAGGAGAACCAAACCGACUCCACAAAGUGCACCCAAACACAGUGACGGGCUGUUAACACUAGGGUUGUUUUUGUGCUUGUUUUAUAGGGGGUGCUGCAUA